CUUCGCUUGCCAUCGCCCAAGCGAUGGCCUCGCUCCCCCGCAUCGAGCGCACCCCAAGCACAGACACAGCCGACGAGCCCGCUCACAGCAGUGCGGAGCAAGCGUACGCCGCCCUCACCGCGGAACUGCAAAAAUCUGGCUUCGACGUCGUCGCGCCGCUGCGAGCCGGCUGGUACAACGACUACAUCCGCGAGCUCGGCCUCUCGACCGACUCGACGGCCUACCUGCAGGCGCCUCCCUCCCUCGCAGCCUGCGGAUCGGCUGCGUCCGGCGAGCGGCACGCCUCGGGCGAGGAGGCGCCCUUUGCGCUCGCGCCGCUGCCCGACUUUGGGCGGUCGGGCGACGCGCUGGCGAUACUCGUCGGCAACUCGCGCGCCAUGUGGCCGGCGUUCCUGCGCUGGCUCAAGGCGCAGAAGGACCCGGACGCCCUCUCCGACCCCGUCGACACCUUUGCAGCGGAGGCCAUUUGCGGCGCUGUCGGCCGCUUCGCCGCCGCGUCCGCCGCAGCAGCCGGCCGAAAGGCGGCGGUGGCGCACGACAGCUUUUGGGCGUCCGACAUGACGCCCACGCGGCUGGUCGACAUGAACCGCGCCGCGCGCGUCGCCGGAGUCUGCUACUUUAGCGACGCCAUGUUCCUCAGCGUGCACCCGACGUUCGGCGCGUGGGUCGCGUUUCGCGCUGUCGUCGUGCUCGACCUGCCGGCGUCGCACCUGCGAGGCCCUCCCGCGCCGCUGCCUCCGCUGCUGAGUGACGACGAGGCGGCGGCAGCCAAGGCUGCGUUUGACGAGGCGCUGCGUGCCUCGGCCGCGGAGGAGCUGCGUGUGGACGGCAUGCCGCGGCACCUGGCGCACAAGUGGGCGGCGAUGCGCGACUGCGUGCGCCGGGGGCGCGAGCACCGCUACGGCGCGCGGCAGAGCGAGUACCACUACACCAAGGACCGGUCUCUGCUCGCGGCGGAGCUGGCCAGGCUGGAGGCGGAGGAGGGGAAGCAGCGAAGCGGGCGGUGA
This is a messenger RNA of Emiliania huxleyi CCMP1516, 1007 nucleotides long. RefSeq lists its product as hypothetical. Gene Ontology annotation, molecular function: demethylase activity; FAD binding; cyanocobalamin reductase (cyanide-eliminating) (NADP+) activity. Gene Ontology annotation, cellular component: cytoplasm. Bases 24 to 1007 code for a protein of 327 amino acids. The record is from RefSeq and is a predicted model, not a curated record. Gene Ontology annotation, biological process: cobalamin metabolic process. Lineage: Eukaryota; Haptophyta; Isochrysidales; Noelaerhabdaceae. The transcript has 5 exons.